AUGGUGGGGGACAACGGCACCGUGCAGGUCCUGGGCUCGCCACCCACCACCUGUGUCUACCGCGAGGACUUCAAGCGCCUGCUGCUGCCACCGGUGUACUCGAUGGUGCUGGCGGCCGGCCUGCCGCUGAACGCCUGCGUCAUCGCCCAGCUCUGCACGUCCCGCCGGGCGCUGACCCGCACCGCCGUGUACACCCUCAAUCUGGCCCUGGCCGACCUGCUGUACGCCUGCUCUCUGCCCCUGCUGAUCUACAACUACGCCCGCGGCGACCACUGGCCCUUCGGCGCGGUGCUCUGCAAGCUGGUGCGCUUCCUCUUCUACGCCAACCUGCACGGCAGCAUCCUCUUCCUCACGUGCAUCAGCUUCCAGCGUUACCUGGGCAUCUGCCACCCCCUGGCCCCCUGGCACAAGCGUGGGGGCCGGCGGGCUGCCUGGCUGGUGUGUGGCGCCAUCUGGCUGGCCGUGACAGCCCAGUGCCUGCCCACCGCCAUCUUCGCCGCCACAGGCAUCCAGCGGAACCGCACCGUCUGCUACGACCUGAGCCCGCCUGCCCUGGCCGCCCACUACCUGCCCUACGGCAUGGCCCUCACGGUCAUUGGCUUCCUGCUGCCCUUUGCCGCCCUGCUGGCCUGCUACUGUCGCCUGGCCCAGCGCCUGUGCCGCCAGGACGGCCCAGCAGGGCCCGUGGCCCAGGAGCGGCGUGACAAGGCGGCCCGCAUGGCUGUGGUGGUGGUGGCUGCCUUUGCCAUCAGCUUCCUGCCUUUCCACGUCACCAAGACAGCCUACCUGGCAGUACGCUCUGUGCCGGGUGUGCCGUGCCCGGUGCUGGAGGCCUUUGCUGCCGCCUACAAGGGCACGCGCCCCUUCGCCAGCGCCAACAGCGUGCUGGACCCCAUCCUCUUCUACUUCACCCAGAAGAAGUUCCGCCAGCGGCCGCAGGAGCUACUCCUGAAACUCAGGACCAAGUGGCAGAGGCAGGGCCGUGGGGUCCACUAG
Molecule: messenger RNA, 996 nt
Organism: Lepus europaeus (European hare)
Lineage: Eukaryota; Metazoa; Chordata; Mammalia; Lagomorpha; Leporidae
Gene: P2RY6
Product: pyrimidinergic receptor P2Y6
Exons: 1
Coding region: 1-996 (331 amino acids)
Biological process (GO): cellular response to pyrimidine ribonucleotide; G protein-coupled receptor signaling pathway
Cellular component (GO): plasma membrane
Molecular function (GO): G protein-coupled ADP receptor activity; G protein-coupled UDP receptor activity; G protein-coupled UTP receptor activity
Source: RefSeq, a predicted model, not a curated record